AAAUUCUUGAACCUCGCCCGACGCUUCGGCGUUUCGUACCGUGAAUUGUGAACUUUCGUUACUCUCUAACUUUUAUUCAGUAAGAGGUUUUACCUCUGAAACGAUUGACGGUGGUUUCUUUCUUACAAAGUAAAGGAUGGCGUUACCGCAGAAUUACAAACAAGUGGCCAUGGCGUCGUCAAAUGUUGUUUCUAGCAAUCAGCGAUUACGAGCUUCCGGUGCCAGCGGUAGUUCUAGUACAGGGAAAGAUGCGCAGACCCCUUUUAUUCAAACACCUCAUGGACAUCCUGGAUUUACCCCACAGAAAGUCGGGAAAAACGCACCGGCGGAUUCCCGGCUGCCAAAACCACCGAAACCUCCAGAGAAACCAUUGAUGCCGUACAUGAGAUACAGCAGAAAAGUCUGGGACCAAGUGAAAGCUCAAAAUCCUGAGUUAAAACUAUGGGAGAUAGGGAAAAUAAUCGGGCAGAUGUGGAGAGACCUACCGGAAGAUGAGAAAACUGAAUUCAUCGAAGAAUACGAAGCAGAAAAGGUUGAAUAUGAAAAAAGCUUAAAAACUUACCACAAUUCGCCUGCAUACCUUGCGUAUAUUGCUGCAAAAAAUAGGGGGAAAUCUGUGUUAUGUGCAGCCCAACAAAAUAGCGAUGAUCGAGAAACCCACGAGCGUUCCUCUGGAAGCAGUAAAAGUCAGGCAGCCCAAGACCGAAGGAUAGACAUACAACCGGCAGAAGAUGAUGACGAUCAAGAUGAUGGAUAUUCGGUCAAGCACGUUGCAUAUUCUCGAUACACCCGCAAUCACAGACUGAUAAAUGAGAUCUUUAGCGACACCGUUGUACCAGAUGUGCGUUCUGUAGUUACUACUCAAAGAAUGCAAGUUCUACGACGCCAAGUACAGUCACUCACAAUGCAUCAGAAAAAAUUGGAAGCCGAGCUGCAACAGAUUGAAGAAAAGUUUGAAGCAAAGAAACGUAAAUUCAUUGAAGCCAGCGAAGUGUUUCAAGAUGAAUUAAAGAAACAUUGUAAGCCUGCAGUAGAUGAAGAUGCAUUCAAUAAAAUGGUUGAGCGUCAAUAUGAAUUAUUACGAAGAGACAGACAGAAAGGUACAGAAGAAAAUCGAUCUGAUGGCCCAGCUUCAAGUGAAUCAACACCGAAUUCCACUCCAACGCCAACUCCGGCCCCAGUUAGCGAAGAAUCUCAACCUGAGAUUACAGACAGCGAACCAUCAGAAAAGAAAAGCAUGGAUGUGGAUAAGCCUAUCGAAACGAAAAAAGAAACACUUUCGCCGCCAUAUACAGAAGUAAAAACUGAAACAACGAUGCAAGCAAAUAAUCACUCUCCGCAGAGGUCUUCACCUGUGACAUAUCCAGGAGCAGUGAGCCCUAUCCAGCAGACACCCGUUACUACCGCUACAAGCAUACCCCCACCCCAGCCUUCUACUCCACCAACCAUUGCUCCUGUACUUGUGCCAGCACAGCCACCACCACUGCUACUACAACAGCAGCAACAACAUCAUCAACAACAACAACAGCAGCAGCAACAACAGCAGCAGCAGCAGCAGCAGCAACAACAACAGCAUCAGCAACAACAACAACAGCAGCAGCAGCAACUACCACCGCUACCUCAGCCGCAACCUCAAACUCAACCUCAACCUCAAUCUCAACUUCAACCUCAACCUCAACCUCAACCUCAACCUCAACCUCAACCUCAACCUCAGCAGCAGCAACAGCAACCUCAACCUCCUCCGUCCCAUACCCCCCAUCAACAAAACGUUCUUCCCAAUCAUUCGAUUCCUCCUCAUCAGAAUCAUACUCUACCCUCUCAAGCGACACCUCCGCACAAUCAAAACAUGCCGCCCCAGACAAUGUCAUCUCAAAAUGCAAUGCCACCGAACCCUCACGUCAACUCAAUGAUACCCACGGGUCAGAGUUACAAUCAGCAGUACCAACCAGCUGGAGGUCAGCAAGCUCAGAAUGUUCCGUUGGCUCCAAGACCGCCACAUCCUUCCUAUGCGUAUUCUCAACAGCAGCCGUACCAUCAACCUUAUCCUCAGUAUGCUCAUCCCUAUUACCAAUCUUAUUCUCAGUACGCUCCCCAUUCUAUGGGUAGACCACAUUCUCACGGUCCACACAGCCCUCAUAGUCCGCAUUAUCAUCCUCAAUCACCCCACAAUGUUGGAGAUGGCAAUUCAGGUUCUAACGUUGGCUCUGAUUCCGGCGCUUCGUAUACUUCGACACCUAUUCACAGCGACAGAGAUCGACCCCCCGAAAACCAGGCGGACAAUCAACAAAUGGAUUCUAAAUCUGGAUCCGGAUAAAUCCACGAAUCUAGUUUGUAAGCUAUUUUCAAACAAAACAACCUUUUUAUUGAUAACUGUAUUGGAGUGGUGUUUAGUUUCGGAAAACUUAUAAUUGUCGGUAGCGAUAUCGUAUUUUUGUCAUUAUACUAGUUUACUCUGAUUUAUGGUUAUAUAACGCUGGCUACAUACUGAUUAAUGUAGGUUAAAUUAAUCCAGUAUUUUAUCAUUAUUCACACCAUAACUAAGUAAUACUUUUAAAAACAUACAUAUGACCCAGCUAAUCUUUUCCUGGAGCGUUUUCUCAAUGUUGAAACGAUUUCUUAACAAUAAUUGCUGAUUAUCGUUGGAGCUGAUCAAUAUGGUAAUAGAAAUAAAGACUUUGUCUAUAAAACUGGA
This is a messenger RNA of Diprion similis, 2692 nucleotides long. RefSeq names its product putative mediator of RNA polymerase II transcription subunit 26. NCBI's taxonomy places the organism in Eukaryota, Metazoa, Arthropoda, Insecta, Hymenoptera, Diprionidae. Gene Ontology annotation, biological process: negative regulation of DNA-templated transcription. The coding region runs from base 137 to 2314 and encodes 725 amino acids. The transcript is spliced from 12 exons. The record is from RefSeq and is a predicted model, not a curated record. Gene Ontology annotation, cellular component: SWI/SNF complex. Gene Ontology annotation, molecular function: nuclear receptor binding; nucleosomal DNA binding.